GCCUUCCCUCUCCCUCUCCACCCCUAUCCGCACGCAUGGCCAAGAAGAAAAAGGCGGCGCUCAAGCCGAACCCGGCGCGUGGGUUCGCCACCACCUCGGUGCCCAGCAAGCGGCCCGAGCCGGCGCCUGAGCCGGAGCCUGCACCUGCAGCAGCAGCCGCCGAGGCGCCAACGCAGGAUGCCAAUGCGCCGCACACUGCGCGGCCUGGCGCCGCAGAGGAGUGGGACCCGGCUAGCGCGGAGGAGAUGGCGCUGCAGAGCAUUGUAGAGCGCGUAUGGGAGCGCGCUGAGAAGGAGACGAGCCGGAACUGGAAGGUCAUCGAGUUCGACCGGCGGCUCGCGUCCUCGCUGCCCUCGUUCGCGAUGGAAAUCCCACUGCGGGAUCGCAUCUUGGCGCUGGCGCCGCAGCCAAGCUCCUCAGCAACGCCCGACGUCUCGUUCGCCUCGCUCUACCCCGCGCUCGGACCGUCCUCCCUGCCGAUGGCGCUGCUCGCACGCGCUCUGACCGCGCACGCUCUGCUCUUGCGGCUCGGCUUCAACGCAGCACAAGCUGAUGAGGCGCUACGGGUCGCUGGCGUCGACGUCGAGGAGGCAGCGGCGUAUCUCUACGCCACGUUGCCCGACGACGAAGCCGACGCUUCACGGGCACGCUGCAACCGCGGCGAGCGGGACGAGACGGCCGAGGACACGACACUGCCGCCACAGCACCCAGGCUACACAUUCGAGCGCACAGUGCCCACGCGAGCCGCUGCACCAGCGCCUCGCGUGCCAGCGGCAGCUGCUGCGUUGCUCGAACUCUCGCCAGGCGAACUGGCAGUGCGGCGCGAGGCAUUGCGCGUUAAGCUGCGCGAGAUCACUGCGCUGGUGACCGAGCUGAGCAGCGCGUGGGAAGGCGUCGAGCCGCUUGAGGAUCCCAAUGGCUCCUGGGGCCGCGCUCGCGCCGGCAUCGUGCGCAUCGACCGCACGUCCGCACAGCUGGCCAAGGCCAAGGUGGCCGCCAACGAGAGCGAGGCGCAGCCGGCGCUGCGUGCCGAAGUGGCAGACGCAGAGAAGAGGCUCGUCGCGAUCAAGGCCGAGGUAGAGAGCGUGCGGGAGCAAGCAGGGAGAGGCAAGUGGUUCGACAAGAAGGCUGGCGAAGAGGCUUUCCGCGCAGAAGUGGCGCGCGUCGAACUGCUGGAGAAGGAGAAGGAGGAGAAGCGGAAGCUGGAGAAGGCGGACCUGGAGGAUGGGAGCGUCGACGAAGAGAGCUCCACGCCCGCCGCUUCGGCAGCCUCAACCGCUGCGCCGGAAGAAGCCACGCCGCAGAGCACUGCACCACCAUCAGCUGCGCCCUCAGGCGCACCCUCAGAAGCAGGCGAUGCCGCAUCAGACGACGACGCACCGAUGUUCGGCGACAUGCUCGAUGAGGCGCCAACCGAGCAAACGGACGAAGCGACAGGAGAGCUCAUCACCGUCUAUCCGCUGCCUGCUGCGGCACUGCGAGGCGGAGGAGGAGGCAAGAUGCCGCGCGCGCUGCUCGGCGAGGCAUUGAGGCGCAUCGACCCGGCUUCUUCGGCGCGCUUUGAGCAGCUCGGUGGGCGCAGCGUCUGUCGAUCCCGCUUGCAUCUGCGUUGGACCCCGCCAGGCGCGCAAAAGGCAGUGCUGGACGUCUUCACUCUCACGACACUCGCUGCCGGCUCGCCAAGCGCUGCAGACGAGCUGCUGGCCGUGCUGGCGCUCAGCUGCAUCGAGCGCGAGCGACACGUUGAGCGCGGUCUCGGCAAGGGCUGGCGCGAGUGGUGGGAUGAGCUGGAGGUCGCUCGUGCUUCUGAGCGCGAUGCGCGUCGGCGCACACAUGUUGCGCGCAUCGGCGAGCUCGUGGCUCCCCGACUGGAGGAGGAGCGCAAGAAGGACGAGGAGAAGGCACGCCUCAAGCGCGAGAAGGCUGCUGCUGCUGCGAGCAGUGGCGGCCUGGUCAGUCACGCCGACGUAGAUGGCAGCGGCGCUGUUACGCCUGCGGAAGAGCAGCGAGACGUCCAAGCGCCGGCUCCCGGGAGGGUGUACAGCGAGGAAGAGGCGGAAGCUGUGCGCGCGAUGUGGCAGCGGAGGACGAGUGAGCAGCGGUAUGCUGCCAUGCUGCCUGGGCGACAAGGCUUGCCAAUCGCCAACUUCAAGGAGCACAUCCUCGAGAUCAUGGCCAACAACCAGAUCUUUGUGCUGUCCGGCGAGACGGGCUGCGGCAAGUCGACGCAGGUGCCAGCGUACAUCGUCGAGUCGUGUCUCUCUCAAGGCCUGCCCUGCCGCGUCUACGUGACGGAGCCGCGCCGCAUCAGCGCCAUCUCGCUCGCCGAGCGUGUCUCGCAAGAGCUGGGGGAGGCGCCGGGUGUCGUUGGCUCCGACUCGUCGCUUGUUGGAAGCGGCGUGCGAUUGGAGAGCAAGAUCGGAAAGAACGCUCGCCUCGUAUACGCCACGACCGGUAUCGUGCUGCGCAUGCUCGAAGGCGGGCGGCUCGAGGGCAUUACUCACAUCAUUCUCGACGAGGUGCACGAGCGCUCCAUCGAGUCGGACUUCCUGCUCAUCAUCCUCAAGAGUCUCAUGGAGGUGCGCAAGGAUCUCAAGGUCAUUCUCAUGUCUGCCACGCUCGACGCCGAGCGCAUCAGCGCCUACUUCGGCGGCUGUCCUACCGUCUCUGUGCCCGGCCGCACCUUCCCGGUCGACGUGCGCUACCUCGAGGAUGCGGUGGAGCUGUGCGAUUACAUCGUCGAGGACGGCUCGCCGUAUGCGCGCCGCCCCAAGCGCUGGAACUCGAGAAAGGCAGACGCGCCCGGCAAUCGCGCCAAGCUGGCGUCGACGGAGGAGGACGAUGCGCCAGACCCGGACGACGAUGAAGACGAUGAGCGAGAUGGACCUGCGUCGAGCGGCCUCGGCAAGGAGGCUGUCAAGCGCUACCAGCCCAAGACGAUCUCGACGCUCGACCGGCUCGACGAGAACGUGAUCCAGCACGAGCUGAUCGUCUCCCUCAUCGAGCGCGUCUGUCUGCAAGACGCCGAGCUGCAGGCUUACUCUGCAGCCAUCCUUGUCUUCCUGCCGGGUAUCGCCGACAUUCGCAAGCUCAACGACAUCCUGCAGGCGCACCGCGUCUUCGGCUCGCAGGCAUUCCGCAUCUUCCCGCUGCACUCGACGAUCUCGAGUGAGGACCAGGGCAGUGUGUUUGCGCUGCCACCAAAGGGCGUGCGCAAGAUCGUCAUCGCAACGAACAUUGCCGAGACGGGAAUCACGAUCCCCGAUAUCACCUGCGUCAUCGACAGCGGCAAGCACCGUGAGAUGCGCUUCGACGAGAAGCGACAGCUCAGCCGGCUGGUCGAGUGCUUCGUCGCGAAGAGCAAUGCCAAGCAGCGACGAGGACGUGCAGGCCGUGUGCAGAAGGGCCUCUGCUUCCAUCUGUUCACCAAGGUCCGCCACGACUCCUACUUCGCCGACCACCCGCUGCCAGAGAUCCUGCGUCUCUCGCUGCAGGACCUCGCGCUCAAGCUCAAGGUCAUGAAGGUGCGCAUCGGCACGAGCAUCGAGGAUGCCCUGACCAAGGCGAUGGAUCCGCCUUCGUCCGUCAACAUCCAGCGCGCCAUCUCUGCGCUCGUCGAGGUCAAGGCGCUGACGACGAGCGAGGAGAUCACACCGCUCGGCCGGCAUCUGUCGCGUCUGCCGCUCGACGUGCACAUGGGCAAGUUCCUGCUCACUGCGGCGCUGAUGAAGGCCCUCGACCCAGCGCUCACCAUCGCCGCGACACUCAACUCCAAGUCGCCCUUCAUCACGCCGUUCGGCCGCGAGCAAGAGGCCGACCGUGCCAAGGCCAGCUUUGCAGCGGGCAACAGCGACUUUGUGACGUGUGCGCGAGCCUUCGAGGCGUGGCGACGCUCCAUCGACAACAACUUCGCCCGGCAAUUCUGCAGCAAGAACUUCUUGAGCCCGCAGAACCUGCAGCAGAUCGAGGAGCUGCGGCAGCAGUACCUCGGCUACCUCAUCGACUCGGGCUUCGUGCAGGUCGACGCGCAGACGAAGCAGGAUCUCGCGCGCGCUCGCUUCCGCAGUGGACGGUCUCGCGCGCCGCUGCAGCUGCCCGCCGAGCUCAGCAUCAACGCCAACUCGCUGGCCGUGCUCAACGCUGCGCUCUGCACUGGUCUCUACCCGAAGCUGCUGGCCAUUGAGCCUCGCUCAUUUCAGCUGCGCACGAUUGGCAACAACGCCCCGGCCAGCAUCCACCCGAGCUCGGUCAACUUCCGCAUGCGCUUUGCCGACCUGCCGCGCGGCUUCAACCACCUCGUCUACUUCACGAUCAUGCAGUCGCGCAAGCUAUAUGCGUGGGAGACGGGCGCUGUCGAUGACCGGGCUCUCAUUCUCAUGUGUGGCGAUGCGGACUUCAAGAUCACAUCGUCGAGCCUCUACAUCGAUCGGCAGCGCAUUCGCUUCGUCGUGUCCGACGCCAAGUCGCUGCUGGCGCUGCGUGUGCUGCGCGAGCAGCUGAGUCGUCUGAUCAACGCCAGCUUCCGCAGUCCCGGCAAGGCAUGGAGCGAGGAACAGGCGGCCUUCUUCGACCUCGCCGCCGAAGCGCUCGGCCGCGGCGCCAACGACCGCGAUCGCGUGCUGCAGGGUUGAGAUGCCUCGUCGCUGGACGACGAGCUCGCGAUGGCUCUCCUGCGUGUCUCCACCAUCGACGCUGGCCGCUCUGCCCAGCCAUCAUGCGACGCUUGCGGACUUGGCCGCCACACUGCGCACACGCCCCUCACUUAAUCACACUUUUCAUGGCCGGGCUUCGUCGGCUCGCCGCAUUGGCCCGCCUCUGUAUGAAGUCACGCGGCCCGAGCGCUCGCAUGGGAAUGUCGGGCUCGCACGACGGGUCAUGAGAAGAAAGCGAAAGCAGCGCAGCUGGCGAGGAUGUGCAGGGACAAUGCAUUCGCAAGCGGG
Tilletiopsis washingtonensis is the source of this 4940-nucleotide messenger RNA. Its product is annotated as P-loop containing nucleoside triphosphate hydrolase protein. The transcript is spliced from 8 exons. The coding region runs from base 36 to 4631 and encodes 1531 amino acids. Gene Ontology annotation, molecular function: ATP binding; RNA binding. NCBI's taxonomy places the organism in Eukaryota, Fungi, Basidiomycota, Exobasidiomycetes, Entylomatales. The record is from RefSeq and is a predicted model, not a curated record. Gene Ontology annotation, cellular component: intracellular anatomical structure.